Messenger RNA from Penicillium daleae, 1509 nucleotides. RefSeq names its product WD domain protein. The coding region runs from base 1 to 1509 and encodes 502 amino acids. The record is from RefSeq and is a predicted model, not a curated record. Gene Ontology annotation, cellular component: nucleus. Gene Ontology annotation, biological process: regulation of DNA damage checkpoint. The transcript has 4 exons. Lineage: Eukaryota; Fungi; Ascomycota; Eurotiomycetes; Eurotiales; Aspergillaceae. Gene Ontology annotation, molecular function: protein binding; DNA binding.
AUGACGAUUGACAGUACACAUGGACUCUCUGAGUUUGAGAAGCAACGUCUGGCGAAUAUCGCCGAGCGCGAUGCCCUCUUGAAGAACAAUGCGCCGAAGCCGAAGAAAAGGGCGCCUCCGAAGCGCAUCAAGGAAGAAGAAUCGCCGCUACCGCGCCGUCAGUCUUCACGCUUGAGGGGAUUGACCGCUGACAGCGAGGUCGUGAAGCGCAAGGCCGAAGAGCAGUACGAGGCAGCCAAGGAGGCCGAACGCGCUAAGAAGGUCCGAAGGACCGACUCAUACUCUGCAAAUGAUAUGUUUAUUGCUGGGCAGAAGCUCGAUGGAGAUAGUUUGAUUGGCGUUGAUGUUGUGAACAAGGGUGUCGCAGAGCCUUACGUGCGGACGUUCGGUGAUGAGGACAUCAAGAAAACCACCGACAAGGACUUGAAAGCGUUGCGGGAGGAAAUGAAUGGGCUCAGUCUGUGGGGCCAAUGGGAUCCUCAAAGGAUCAAGAUCACACCCGAGCGAGUCUAUGCCAUGGCAUUCCAUCCUUCCGAGACCAAGCCCUUGAUAUUUGCUGGUGAUAAGAUGGGACAUCUCGGUGUCUUCGAUGCCUCUCAAGAGAAGCCAGAAACGGGAGAUGACGAGGAUGACGACGAUCCUGAUCCGGUUUUGACCACUCUCAAGCCGCAUACUCGAACUAUCAGUGCUAUGACAGUCCACCCAUUGAAGCCCACGCGCUUGUAUACUGCAAGUUAUGAUAGCUCUAUCCGAGAACUGGAUCUCGAGAAGACUACUUCGGUGGAGAAAUAUGGCCCUGAGUCUACAAACAUUGACGAAGCGCUCUCUGGGAUUGAUAUGGCUCCCCAAGACCCCAACACACUGUACUGGACAACGCUCAAUGGUACCUUUGGGCGUUAUGAUAUGCGCAGCAAAUUGUCAACGAAGACCGUCACCCAUUGGCAGCUUUCUGAGAAGAAGAUCGGAGGCUUUUCUUUAUACCCGUCAGAGCCACACUACUUUGCGACUGCAAGCCUAGACCGGACGAUGAAGCUGUGGGACCUGCGAAAGUUGUCGACUGAUGAGCCUGUGCCAGUUGCGGAACAUGAAAGCCGCCUUUCAGUCUCACAUGCUGCGUUCAACGGGGCCGGCCAAAUUGCUACUACCUCAUACGAUGAUACGAUCAAGCUCUAUGACCUUGGAGCUAAGGGUAUCUCAUCAUGGAAACCGGGUCACACUCUUUCUGACAAGGAAUUCCGCCCCGACACUGUCGUAAGGCACAACUGUCAAACCGGUCGUUGGGUGACCAUUCUUCGUCCCCAGUGGCAGAUGAAUCCCCAGUCCCAUAUUCAGCGAUUCUGUGUCGGUAACAUGAACCGCUUUGUCGAUGUCUACAGUAGCUCCGGCGAUCAGCUGGCUCAGCUUGGUGGUGAAGGAAUUACUGCUGUUCCUGCAGUAGCUGUAUUUCACCGAAGCAAGAACUGGGUCGCAGGCGGUACGGCUAGUGGUAAGGUCUGCCUGUGGAUGUAA